Messenger RNA from Aureobasidium subglaciale EXF-2481, 1140 nucleotides. RefSeq lists its product as uncharacterized. The coding region runs from base 32 to 1132 and encodes 366 amino acids. The record is from RefSeq and is a predicted model, not a curated record. NCBI's taxonomy places the organism in Eukaryota, Fungi, Ascomycota, Dothideomycetes, Dothideales, Saccotheciaceae. The transcript is spliced from 4 exons.
CUAUUCCUGCUGUAUCAAUCAGCCGACCAACAUGUCCGACGAUGAGGUGGAUCAUGAAUUGAUCGAACUUCUCCGACAAUCACUGCUAGGAUCAAAGCCUAACCCUGACGACAUCACUUCCGACACAAAGGUUUUGCGCCAUGCCGAAUAUAUCUACAAUAACAGCAUUGAUGUUAACAUUGAUGCUCGCGGCACAAGGGCUGCUGCUCAAUUGAUCUGGUCUCAGAUGCAACUGCGUUGCUACAGUACAGAAACUUGGUCUGAGCAUGAACUGCAUCCCAAAGCAAAAGAUGAAGCUACUCUGAACUUCAUCUUCGUCAUGGAUCUAUUGAACUUCAGCUUCUGGAGCGAAAAGCCCGAGAGUGAGAGAUAUGCUGUCGAGUAUCGUGGCCAAACAUGGACUGGUUACUGGAGUCUCGUCGCGUGCCUGCAAAGAGCUCUUGAUGAGGAUAUCCCUAUCACGACUCCUUCCUUCUAUGCCGAUGAGUCUGAGUGCCCAGACGAGAGAAUCGCGUACGUCUUUCGAUCAUCAACUGGAGAGGAGAUACCUAUGCUGCAAGAGAGAAUCACCUGUCUUCGGGAUGCCGGUCAAGUACUUGAAGAUACUUUCGAUGGCAGCGUUGCCAACCUUGUUGCCGCCGCCGACAACAGCGCAGGGAAACUCGUUAACCUUCUGGCUCAUCGUUUCUCUUGCUUCAAAGACGAAUCGAUAUAUGAGAAGCGUGCUGUUCGCAUCAUGAAACGACCUCAGAUUCUGGUCGCCGACAUCUGGGCCGCAUUCAAUGAAGAAAGCUACGGCGAGUUCCACGACAUUGACUCAAUCACUAUGUUUGCAGACUACCGUGUACCUCAAAUUUUGCACACGCUGGGAUGCCUGACAUACAGCCCACCCUUGGACAGCACAAUCCGCACACAACGACCCGUUGACCAUGGCUCGAGCUACGAAGUCCAACUACGCGGUUGCAGUAUCUGGGCUGUUGAAUUGUUGCGUAGGGAAAUUGUUCGAAACAAUCCUGGUGCUAAGGUCAAUGCCAUAUUGAUCGACUUCUUCCUGUACGACCUGGCCAAGGAGAAAGAAAAGGCUGGGGAGCCGGCUAUUCCGCAUCAUCGGACUAGGAGCAUCUGGUAUUAAAUGGAACA